Nematolebias whitei (Rio pearlfish) is the source of this 1488-nucleotide messenger RNA. It is a transcript of the gene mffa, whose product is annotated as mitochondrial fission factor a. Lineage: Eukaryota; Metazoa; Chordata; Actinopteri; Cyprinodontiformes; Rivulidae. The transcript is spliced from 8 exons. Bases 184 to 1077 code for a protein of 297 amino acids. Gene Ontology annotation, cellular component: peroxisome; mitochondrial outer membrane. The record is from RefSeq and is a predicted model, not a curated record. Gene Ontology annotation, biological process: positive regulation of mitochondrial fission.
ACUUCCUGUAUAAAGUACAGUCGGAAAGAAACAAGAGGAGGUUACUCUUGCAUAGUGUAUGACAAUUAAUUUUUCUCCGGAUACUUCAAUUUUACUUAGCGCUUCGCCGAACUUUGAUGCCGUUCAUAUUAUAAUAAAUAUAUAUUUUAGAAGCCGCUGCGUGAAUUUUUAUCCAGGCGCCAAAUGAGCGGAGCAGCAUUUCCCUCCCCAACAGUGGAGAUGGCAGAGAUGAACCGCAUCCAGUAUGAGCUGGAGUACACCGAGGGGAUCAGCCAGAAGAUGCGCAUCCCACAGAUGCUUAAAGUGGCUCCUCAACCCCACAAUGAGCCCUGCGCUGUAGUGCAGGAGGCUCACCCCAGUGUUGUCAUGCAAGUGCCUGAGAGAAUUAUUAUUGCAGGAGAUUCUGCUGAAACCCAGUUCUCCAGACCCAGAGACUUGGACCUUAUCCAAUCAACACCUCUUGCAACCUUGUCACUUAAAACGCCUCCAAGAGUCCUUACUCUCAACGAGCGGCCCCUAGACUUCUUGGAGGAGGAGCAGCGGGCAGCUCCAGACAGCGAGGAGAUGCGACCACAUGGGCGUUUGCGGCGGGAACGCUCGGCCAGUGAGAAUGCAGCUGUCCGUCAUAACCCAAUAGUUCACAAUGAUUCUGCUGCAGCUUCACAUCCCCCAGCCACUGUCCAGCCAUGCCCCCCUCUCACCGUGGCUGAAGAGCAAAUCUCAGGUGUUCUAUCUUUCAUCCAGUCCACAACACGUCGGGCCUACCGACAGGUCCUGGAGGUCUUGGAUGAGAACCCACGCAGCAAACCAUCUCUGCGAGGGGGGGCAGUGUUGAGCUCCAACCCCCUGCCCAAUUCCAGACUCACGUUCUCGACAUAUGAGCCUACUCUGGAAGGGACGGCAGACGACCUGACGGUAGUUGACGCAACAACACUCAGACGCCAGCUGAUCAAGUUGAAUCGGAGACUCCAGCACUUGGAAGAAGAGAACAAGGAGCGCGCAAAGCGAGAAAUGAUCAUGUACUCCAUCAGUGUAGCUUUUUGGCUGAUCAAUACGUGGGUGUGGUUGCGACGUUAAAGCUGGUGUGUAUUUCCGCCCCAGGCACGACAGUAGAACUUCCUGUUCAUUAUCCGCUGCAUCCAACAUUAGCUACUCGCUGCAACGUGUGAGAAGAUCCUGGAACGAGACCCGUUGCACUCAGGCUUGAUGUUUUGAUUUUGUUUAUUUAAAUGUACAGUUUUAUUUUUUUACUUCUAUUUCAUCCUGUUUUCUCUUGUUUAGCUUUUAUUCCAUUUUUUUUUUCAAUGCCACUCUAUAAGACUUGUAAAUGUUUGCUAAGGGCACUCAAGUCUGUUAGAAGAUGCACAAAUAAAUUAUUGCUGAGUCCAUCAAGAUGGAAAAGAAAGAUGUACAGCUUGAAGCUCUGCUGUGUAAUACACUGAAUUUUAAAAGGAGAAUAUUAUGCAACUUGUGUUGGGAAAUAUAUUA